UCAGAGAGCAUGCCGCCUCAUAAUUAACAACAUCUUUAGCAAUUUAUCGUUUAUUUGAUCAAUAAACUUGAGUAUUUUCGAAGAUUUUAUUAAGUAAAAAGUAAAGACUUAUUGUUUGUGGAUUAUAAACACUUGGUUUUUAAAGUCAGUUCUUAAUGAAUGCAUCAUGCGAAGUGAGAAUGAGGUGGUGUCUCGCAAGACUCUCCGGACGCCCAAGUGUGCGAGGUGUCGGAACCACGGAGUGAUAUCUUGUCUGAAGGGACACAAGAGACUGUGUCGGUGGAGAGACUGCCGGUGUCCUGGAUGUUUGCUGGUGCUGGAGAGACAGCGUGUCAUGGCAGCUCAGGUGGCAUUACGCCGUCAGCAAAGCGCCGGGGGCAUCGCUCGUGACGGAGAAGCUGCGGCGCUCGCGGCGAGGAAGCGAGCUUAUCGUGCACGGCUCAGGUGCAUGCAAAUGUCGCGCACCUAUCCCGUGCAGACUACUAGCUAUGGAAUAUAUCAACAAAGCAUUGAUCCGUCGUGGUCGGAACGGGUUCGCAAGCGUCGUGCGUUCGCGGACGCAUCCUUGGACUCUCCGACCUCUGUGCCGUCUCAGCCUCUCGUUGAACCUGUAGCGCCUGCUUCCAUGUUCUGCACACACCUCUUAGCUGCCCUGCUUAACUACACGCCCCAAACCCAAACGCGUCCAAAGAUAUCAUUCUCCAUCGAAUCCAUUAUAGGCGUACAAUAAGAAGUCUUACAAUAAAUAUAUAAGCUGAUUUAUUUAAUUAUCAGAGGUAGAAAAAACGUUUCAAAUAGUGAUUAUUAUGUUUAAGAAAUAAAACUGAAUGUUUAAUAGAUUUAAGGCUGUCAUUGCUAUCUUCAAAUGUCCACAAUAAGUUUAGGUCAUAUUUAUUGCCCGGAGGUGUUAACGAUGACGUGAAUCUUGGAACGAUUGACAGAUGGUGAACAAAUUUGGUCCUUCAAGAAUACGCAGCACGUCAAGUGUAGGUCAGUUGGCGCUAAAAUAUGACAAAGAAUAUAUUCAAAUGGGGCGCUGUUGUCGCUAAAUGGGGCGCUGUUGUCGCUAAAAGAGGCGCUAUUGGCAUUUUGUUAACUUGAUAAUAUUGUCAUCACAUUAUGGAGCUAGAUCUAUAGAUAUCAAAUAUAUUUCACAAAAUCAAUUAAUUACGCUAGAAACGAUUGCGUAACAAUUAUGUAAUUAAAUAUGUAACUUCUCAUAUUAGUUAUGAUUGAUUACUUUUUCUCUCGUCGAACAAUUUACGAAACCUUUUGUGAGCUAACUUGUCAUAUUGUAUAUUUGAAUUGAAUUAAAUGUAAUAUAUUCCUUAUUAUUAUUGACGAUCGAAAUGUAAUUAUUGUUUUGAAAUAAGUAAUUAAUUUUGUUGAAAAAGAUGUAGGUAGAUACAUAGGCACAAGUUAUCCAAAAAAGUGCAGCGGAUGUAAGUCGAGGCUAAUAGCUAUGAUCUGUACCAAAUGUGUUAUUUUUACAUAAUUAUAAGAUAUGAAUAUUAUAUAAAAUGCGAAAUAAUAAUAUAAAUCACAACAUACGAUAAGUUGAAAUAAAGAAUUAGGUACAUUA
Molecule: messenger RNA, 1582 nt
Organism: Leptidea sinapis
Lineage: Eukaryota; Metazoa; Arthropoda; Insecta; Lepidoptera; Pieridae
Gene: dmrt11E
Product: doublesex- and mab-3-related transcription factor 2
Exons: 3
Coding region: 167-730 (187 amino acids)
Biological process (GO): regulation of transcription by RNA polymerase II; sex differentiation
Cellular component (GO): nucleus
Molecular function (GO): DNA-binding transcription factor activity, RNA polymerase II-specific; RNA polymerase II cis-regulatory region sequence-specific DNA binding
Source: RefSeq, a predicted model, not a curated record